AAUUCGAAUCAGCUGAACUGUCAGCCAAUGGGCUCAUGUCUUAUCAUCAGAGCAAAACAAGAUAACACAAUCUUGGUUCGAAGAAGAGACCCUAUUGUGACAUCCAACUCGCCCGAAAUUCGACACCAUGGACACUUUGACGGCAGUUUUGAUCGGAUCGGCCAUCAUCCUUGGGGCCCGAAUCCUGGCUCAUAUUCUAAAAUUUCGGGGCUAUUUCGAAUUGAUCGAGGUGCCUAGGGUACGAGAAACCACCUAUGGGCUCCAUCGAGUGGUGUUUCCCACGUUUGAUGUGGCUUGUAUGCACAAGUACGGACGCGUUUGGGGCAAGUACGAAGGUGUGACCCCUCAUGUGUUCAUAGUUGAGCCGGAAUUGCUCAAGGAUGUAUUGGUUAAACGAUUUGAGUCGUUUGUGGAGCGACAAUAUUUCCCCAUGGAGGAUAAGCACAGAUCCUUGGUUGAUGCCCGAUCAGACGCAUGGAAGACCAUGAGAAAGGCGCUCACGCCCCUUUUCACCUCUGGGAAGCUCAAGAACAUGUUCGUGAACAUGCACAGCGUGGCCGAUGAGUUCAUGGACGCCAUUCGGGCGCACUUGAAAACCAGCGAUGUGGUCGACAUGAAGCCGUUAUUCCAGGCCUUGUCUUUGGACACCAUUGCCAACUGUGCCUUCGGAGUGAACACGAAUUCGUUUCAACGUCCCAAGAACUCGCUCUUCCAACGUUGCCAAGAUCUCUUUAGCGAUAUGAGGGUGAAAAACGCCACGGAAUCGGCUCUGCUCCUCUUGGGCAGCUACUUCCCCAAAGUCCUGGAAUGGAUCGAUCUUUUCGGGCUGGAAAACUUUGAAUAUCUGUUUAACACCACGCGGGAUAUCGCGUUGGAAAGGCAAGAAUCCCGUGGUGAUUUUGUGGACAAACUGAGAGAGAUGAAAUCCGAGUGUGACAAGGGGAAAGGAGAUCUGAACGAAGACCAGAUCUUUGCUCAAGGGGUGGGCUUCUUUCAAGCUGGUUUUGAGACCUCCUCCAACACCAUGACCACCUUGAUGUACUCUUUGGCCAAGAAUCCCAAAGUUCAAGAAUCGGCCUUUGAAGAGGUGAAAGAAGUGUUGAAAGAGACAAAGGGCGUGGUGGAUUACGAGGCUAUUGCCAAGAUGACCUAUCUAGAGGCUGUGAUCAAAGAGAAUCUACGGUUGAACCCCCCAGUCACUCGAAUUGACCGAACUUGCAUGAAGGACACGAUGAUCGGAGGCGAAACCAGCCCUCGCCUCAAGCUCAAGAAAGGUACUGUGGUCCAGAUUCCCAUCUACGCCCUUCAUCGGAAUCCGGACUUCUUCCCCGACCCUAAUACGUUCAAGCCCGAACGAUUCAUGGAGAAGGACGAGUCCAUGGGCGAUAUGACCUUCCUGGCCUUUGGUGGCGGUCCCCGAGUGUGUAUUGGGAUGCGAUUCGCCAUGUCCGAGAUGAAGAUUGCCCUGGCCAAGUUCAUCUCGCAAUUCAGGGUCACGGACACGUCGCACACGAAGCUGGACCUUCUGCCGGGAGAUUCGUUCUUCUUGGCCUAUCCCGAGAUGAAGGUCCGGAUAGAGAGUCGAGAUUGAUUAUCAGAAGCAUCACUAGAAAGCAUUUAUUUGGGUACUCUUUCACGCAUGACGAAUGAGGAUGAGGGUUGAUUAUGGAGAUAAAUUAGAAUGAGUCCAAGUCCAAAUUCCACCGCUCGUGUGGCUGGUCGGUCGGGUGCUAAUUCGUCGUGGACCCCAUGUGAAAAUGGGUUUGAAAGUAAGCUGUGAUUAAAUUGAUGAUAAUGAUAAUAAAAAUCAUCAUCAUGAUAGAAGGGUGGCUGUCCCCUGUGUUCCACUUGGUCUGUCUAUGCCAUGUAAGCAUAUUCA
Molecule: messenger RNA, 1879 nt
Organism: Tigriopus californicus
Lineage: Eukaryota; Metazoa; Arthropoda; Copepoda; Harpacticoida; Harpacticidae
Product: cytochrome P450 3A29-like
Molecular function (GO): monooxygenase activity; iron ion binding; heme binding
Source: RefSeq, a predicted model, not a curated record